Messenger RNA from Girardinichthys multiradiatus, 4081 nucleotides. RefSeq names its product sodium/potassium transporting ATPase interacting 4 (gene nkain4). Gene Ontology annotation, biological process: regulation of sodium ion transport. Bases 353 to 982 code for a protein of 209 amino acids. NCBI's taxonomy places the organism in Eukaryota, Metazoa, Chordata, Actinopteri, Cyprinodontiformes, Goodeidae. The record is from RefSeq and is a predicted model, not a curated record. The transcript has 7 exons.
CGUUCAGUCCCAGCAGCUCCGGUUGUCUGUCCCACCAGUACCCCUGCGACCACCUCCCACCUACCACCCUCCUCCCUGCCCCUCCUCCUUUUUACACACACCGGCUUGAUCCCAGUCUCCCAGCCAGUCACCUCCAGUACGAGCGGUCGGCCACAGCGGAGGUAAAUAGACACGUCCGGAGCAACCAGACCGGAGGCAACCGACUCUGGCCGUUGUUUCCAGGGCUCAGUUAUAAAGCUCCCGGAGAAGGAUGGGACAAAGCCGGUGUUUGGAUCAAGACUGAGUCUGGUCGGCACUGAGAGCUCGAUUCCAAGUCCUUCAUAGAGUCGCCGCGUUUCCCCACGCUGACACAAUGGGUUGCUGCAGCGGACGAUGCACUCUUAUUUUUAUUUGCACUUUACAGCUGGUGUUGGCCUUGGAGAGGCAGGUGUUUGACUUCCUUGGUUACCAGUGGGCCCCAAUUCUUGCAAACUUUUUCCAUAUCAUCAUUGUGAUCCUGGGCCUCUUUGGAACCAUUCAGUACCGGCCACGAUAUAUUGUAGUGUACACAGUCUGGGCCGCACUUUGGGUUGCCUGGAACGUCUUCAUCAUCUGUUUUUAUCUGGAUGUUGGAGGCCUGUCAAAGGAGAGUGAUCUGCUGACAUUUAACAUAUCAGCUCAUCACUCCUGGUGGAGUGAGCACGGUCCCGGCUGUGUGAGGAGAGAGAUGCAGGAGGCCCCUGGUGUCCGCACCACAGAGAGCCACUCCUACAUCACUGUCAUGGGCUGCUUCAUGGACUACCAGUACAUCGAGGUCAUGCAUAGCAGCGUGCAGAUUCUUGUCGCUCUCCUGGGUUUCGUGUACGCUUGCUAUGUUGUCAGUGCCAUCACUGAGGAGGAGGACAGUUUUGAUUUUAUUGGUGGAUUUGAUCCAUUCCCACUCUACCAUGUCAAUGAAAAAUCAUCCCAUCUCCUGUUAAAGCCCAUGCACCUGUCUACGUAAAUAGGGAAGGCAUCCGGACAGGGAGGUGAUACAGCAAAUUCCCACGGAGCCAAAAUGGCUGAUUUCACACACCAACACACAUCCCACAGCUCCUCAGAGAACCAGACGUCUCCUUCUGGGUUUCAGUACUUUAACGUGUCAUUUACUGGCGUGUGGCUCUAAACAGUCAGUUUCACAAUAAGAGUCCAUUGUUACAGGAUUUGGGAAUUACCAUCGGUGGUAUUUGUGUUUAUAUGGAAGUAUUGUUCAUUUUCUUUCUUCAAGCUUUCACUAUGAGCUAACUGUACUGUAUAGAACAUGUUUCAGCAGAUAAAUACAUUACAUAGGUAAUGAUGGAGCUUCCAGCAUUCCCAGUGUGUAGCUGCGUGUCAUAGAGGACACUGAUUUAGCAUAUUACUGCUGGUUUGGCUCAGAUCUUGACUGUAGGGCUGAAUUAUGACGGAGUCUGCAGAAUGAACCAUUGUGCUGCUGCCUGUUUACUUUAGGAUCUGUAUGCAUAAAUACAGAAGCAAAGCAGGAAGAGCCAAGGGAGCGGAGAAGUAAAGUCUGGGGAGACAACAAAAGCACCAGUACAACAAGCGCAUCUGCCAAAAAUAGAAAAUGUAAAUAAGGAAAUUCAGAGUUUCAAAGGAGUGAAAAAGAGUGUUAGCCUUGCAAAGAGGUGCUCAAACAUAACGAAAUGCAUGCAAGUGUUACUUUUAUGUCUGAAGCAUUUUAUAACAACAGUUUUUCCAAGUCAGUAUUUCUGAAGUGUCGUUGUGUUUUGCCAAAGAGCUUUUAGUUCUUUGGCAAACACAGGGGCGAUCAUUACAAACACUCCUGCAAAAGUUGCAACGCAUAUUUUUAACUUAAAGCAAACAAUAGAGAUUGUUCUACCUUUUCAUAUUGUACACAAUUGAGUUUGAGCUGUUUGGGUAUAGGAUGCCAUGUGUGGAUGAAUAUCUCUACCUAAAUAGAUCGAAGCUUCAUCCCCUCAGUCAGUUCAACACUUAGAGUCUUCUGUGAAAGCCAGAUCUAUGAUCAGUUGUAGCAUUUAUGAAAGUUUGAAUUGUAAUGAUGUAAUUUCGGCUGAUUGAAGCUGAUUCACCAGUAACUAAAACUUUCUGCUAGCUCAUGUCCCACUCUCAUGGCUUUUAUUGUGAAUCAGCUUUAUUGAAACGUUUUACUAACAAAAGUGAGCACACAUGGUUCAUAUCUCCUAUACUGAGUUCAGCACUUUUUUGAACAUGUUACAGCAUAUCCACCAGGUUAUCCACUAGCUUUGUACCGUCAGAUCUUGUUGCCUUACUGUUAUGUGAAUCACUACUGCCCUCUGGUGUUCAAAUUGGUUAUGUACAAAGUGCAAAGCUUCAGAUCUCCAGAAAUCUCCAAGUUUCUGUUUGGAGAAGAGAAAAUUGUGAAAUUCAAAUGAAGAAGAGCUUACAGGGUGCGUUUUCCCAGUCAAUAUACAUUCCAUUCCACAUGUCUCAGGUUGAAUACCAACUAAAUUUAGAAUUGGAGUUAUUUCACCUUCUCAUUUGUUUAGUUUUAGUAUAUUUUAGAAUUAUAGUGCCUUGCUAAGUAUUAAUAUUCUGUAAACAUCUUCACAUUUUGUGACAUUACAACCAUAAGACUGAUUUCAUUGGUUUUUAAUGUGAUAGAGUAACGCAAAAUAGUGAAUAAUUUAAUACAUUUUUAGAAUAAUCUCAAUCUAAACAGUUUCAUUGUUGCUGGAAGCUGAAGCUUUGCCUGAGUUUAAAGUCUUUUCAACCUCAAGCAGCUUUUCUUCCAGGAUUGCACCGCAUUUAGCGCCAUCUGUCUUCCAUUUGAACUCUGACUAGCUUCCCUGACCCUGCUGAAAAGAAGCAGCUCCAGAGCAUAAUAUUUGCACCAUCAUUGUAUGGAUGGUGUAAACAGGGUGCAGUGAUAACUAGCGUUUUGCAUUUAGGCCAAAAUGUAACUUUUUUAUCAAAUUUUACUAAAGUACCUUCUUCCACACGUUUGCUGUCUCCACUACAUGGCAUGUACCAAACUUGAGCACUCUUCCAUCAAGUUCAGAUUUCACUUUUUAUGUGUGUGUCAACAGAUUCUCCCACCUGAGCCGCAGCUCCUCCAGGGUUGGCCCUCUUGGCUGCUUCUCUUGUUAAUGCUCCUUUUGCCUGGCCUGUCAAUUUAGGCAGGCACUCAUGUUUUGUGAGGCUUGCAGUUAUACCAUACUCAUUCAAUUAAAUUAUACACAAGUGAAUGAUUUUACUUAAUUGGAUAAAUUCUGAUGGUAAUUGGUUCCAUUGUAUGUUAUUUAGGGCCAUCAGAAUAAGGAAGCUGAAUACAAAUGCAAGUUAUUCUUUUCAGAUUUUAAUAUGUAAAAAGUAAAAAAAAAAAAACAUUUAUCAUUUUCUUUUUCUCCAAAGUUAUGCACAACUUUGUGUUGCUCUAUCACAUAACAUUGCAACCACCAUUUGUGUUUGUAAGGUGAAAAAGCAUGAUAGAGUGCAAGAAGCCUGAAUGCUUUUGCAAGACACUGCGUAAACAAAGACCUUGACUGCUGUUCAAGUUUUCCUGUACUGCCAGCAGCCAACCUAUAUCGAGCAUCGGAUUCCCCAGUGAUAUUAAGAGUUCUUCACUGCCAGACUAACAGAAUGUAAACUGUUAGAAUACUGAAAAACAUCUGAACACUUCUGCUGGCUCAUUUCUGUCUGAUGGGAGCAAGCUGUUUGGUUUUGCAAUAAUUCAAAGCUCAUUCCUGUAAAUUAAACUGCACACAUUGUUAGCUCAGUGGAUGAGAAAAACAAAUAAUCUAAUAUUAUAACAUUAUCAGUCUUAGCAUUACAAUUGUUUUAAAAUGUCAAAGCUAGUCUUCCUCUUGGUGCAAUACAGGCUUUUCCAAAGUCCUGGUUGUAGUUAUGGUUGUUUGUGCUGGUCCAAACUGAAAACGUUUCCAUCUCUUUGUAGAUAUUUUUUUCUUCUAUGUAUUAAAAGAUGAAAAGAUUAUGUUCUCCUGAUUUCUAUCUUGUGUUGCUCUAACCCCAUGUGACCUAAUUGUGUAACCCUGUUUAUCCAGAACUGUGUUUUGCGUUCAUGUAAAUAUAGUGUUUGUUAAUAAAAAAAAAUUUAAAAACA